Branchiostoma floridae (Florida lancelet) is the source of this 2665-nucleotide messenger RNA. RefSeq lists its product as uncharacterized. Bases 1 to 759 code for a protein of 252 amino acids. The record is from RefSeq and is a predicted model, not a curated record. The transcript is spliced from 7 exons. Lineage: Eukaryota; Metazoa; Chordata; Leptocardii; Amphioxiformes; Branchiostomatidae.
AUGACGGGAGCAAAGGUGUUUCUUGUUCAUUCAAAAGAGUCGAGCAAGGACAGGACGCACAGCGCCCGAUUGAACAUUGUGGGCGCGGCCAUAUCUAAGAUUGGUCCAAAGAAAUCCAGAAUCAAGGAACUCAUAAGGGAUUCGGCCAACGAGUUUUGCAAGAAUAGCGAAAACGCGGAGAGCUGCUGUAAGGGUAUCAGCUAUGUCAGUCUGGCCUCUGGCAAUCUGAUCCCGAUAACCAGUGCCGCUGCUGAGGAGUAUGUGUUCUUGUUGCGAGUGGAUGGGGACGAGAGCAACACUACCGACAACAACGUUGGAAUCCAGGUCGUCUUGGCUGUUCCCAAAGGUGGAGAAAACGGAGUUUGUGUUCAGGACAGCAGUCGUAGGAAGAGAGACGUGGAGGACAACUCCCUUCACCGGGAAAAACGUGCGGUCACCACGCCUUCGCCCACAGUGGCGCCGGACCUGGUCUUCCUCGACCCGUCACUCGUGAAGACGGUACUGGACACACCUGGUUUCAGGACAAGUAUGAAUAAUGAUCUUGGACUGUUGGUUGGACUUGUGGCAGUCCUGGAGGAAAGCGAGUGUGAGGUUGGUGGUGACCUCCAGCCCUGGGUCAUCGGCCUCAUCACCAUCACAGCCUUCCUCACCCUCCUGCUCAUCAUCGCCGCUAUCGUCAUGUGUGUCAACGGAAAGAAGAACAAAGACUACAGCAGACAGUGGGCCUCCAAGACAAGAGUUACACCAGUUGCGCAGUAGGCAUACCACAGCAGCAUGCCGAAUGUACAAGACUAGCACCACGCUAAAUGUCCACUGCGGAAAGGGUGACUAAUUGUAGAAGACAUAGUGAACGGUGUUAAGAAGUGCUUUGUUGACCUAAAGGAUGUUUUUGUGAUAUUUCGCAAACACAUCUGAGGGUCUGGAUAUAGAGCGUUUCCUAGUAUCGUUCACUAUAUUAUUUUCUAAAAACACUUGUAUUUUCUUAAAUGGGUGAGGCCGUGUGUGAUAGCAUGUAGAUACUACCAGCAAAAUCUCUGUCCUUACAUGAGAAUCUCAGCGGAGUAUAAGGUGUUAUAAACCGUACCCUAAACUCAUUCAAACCGUGAAUGUAUAUCUAAACCACGUACGCUAAUUGUAAUAUAUGGAAGCUGCUAUACAUACAUGUAGAAACGUCUGGUGUUGAUAGCUUAAUCUAUAACGCUACAUGUACAGAUGUUCGCUAUACGUGUCAGUCUGUGAGAACGUAUCAAUAUCAUUUCUCAAAUCACACCAUAACGUUAAGUAUAAUGCAUGACACAUCUAAGCGCUUCAGUAUAAAAUCACGUGGACUUGUUUGAUAGGCUAAGAUGACACUACUAGGCUAGCGUUGGCCGCCCUGCCAUGUGACUUUGCUUUAACAUCAUUACCAUGUCGGGUGAAUUGCCGGACCAAGCCAUUAAGUGCUUUUAACAAACAACUUAAUAUCCCUCACAUCCUAAUAAUACUGAAUAUCAACAGCUGACUUACAGUUACAGUGGCUACGAUACAUUCUAGUCUGUACAACGGAAGACAGGGUACAGAAGUACAAACGGUACAUAAACACAUCAUACGUCCCUUAGCUAGUGUCACUGCAGACAGUAGAGGACGUCCGGCACCCUAACAGAAGUGUCAAAUUACUGAGCGGUUUACCUGUAUCAAUACAGCGUUGUAAAUACCUCAUCGACCUAGUUUUAUGCCUAAAAUGCAAAGAAUGAACAAAUAAACUAUUCUGUCAAUAAAGUUUGUGUCUUUAGGUAGACUUAUGUGCAAGAGAUAUGAUACUGCAGGGGCAGUGAUGUGAUGUAUAACACCGGCUGCCACACUCAAGUUGACGAAGAGGCAAAGUUACGAAAUGCAUGAGCUACUAGUAGUCUUGCAUAUCCUCUCCAUUUGUAUUAGUUCUGCACAAAAUCAGUAAUUGAAAAUUUCAACAUGCUGUAAUGACUCAGGAAUUGCAAAAAAACAUUGAAUCUCCAGUUCUGUCUUUAAAAUAGAAACAUACAAUAUUGUUGGACCAAAGAUCAGUUUUUCAUGUUCAUAAACCAUCUGGAUGUGGAAGAGAAUUUUCACCUGAAAUACCAUGCAAUGUCUGUAGUGUAAAUAGCUUGUUGCCUUUAAAAGCUAUUUUUGAAUGUGUCAUCUUGUCUGUUGUAAGUGAUAAUUAUAAUUAAUGUACAUUGUAUUGUGCAUGCAGUGAAUAAAAUUCACAAUGGUGUAAAAUGACACUAAUUCAUGUUUGUUUUCCCUGUAUUCAAGUUGGUAGAAUGACCUACAUUACAGCUACAUUUUGACAACAAAGGAUGCAAGAGGUAAAAGCACCAAGUUUGGAAGCACAGCACUUUGAUGGGUACAUUCUUUUGAGCAUUAGCCUGCCCGUAGAGCAUUUAAGGUCUAUCCUUGGGUAAAAAUAAAUACAGUAGAAGCUGCUUAAUUGCACGGCCUAUUUGCCAGCGAAUUUGGUGCAAUUAUCCGGCUGGUGCAAUAAUGCGAAGUUAUCUAGCUGGACCGCACCGGUUUUGGAUUUUAGAAUUCCGUGCAGUUAACAGAAGUGUGCGUUAAUCCGUUGUGCAAUUAACUGGCUUCCACUGUACUGGUUGAAUAUUGUUGAAGGACAGAAACAACAUUUGGUUAUGUUUUAGUUUUUCUU